AAUAACAGUAAACAGUGUUUAUCAAAACCAAAACAGACACUUCUAGAUUGCCGGAGUUUUAUUGAUCAUUUGAUCAGAAAAUUUUGGCCUUAGAUUAACAAAAAUUGCCGUUGACUUAUAAAUUCAAAAUCGUCUAAAAAUUGUCCGAUUCAGUUCACAAAAUUCCUACAAAGUGAUAUCCGUCUUCGAGAGAAAAUUACAGAUUCAUGUGUUAGGUGAUCAAGCCAAAUAAUUAGAAAUAAAAUUAUUAGUCUUCGCGUUUUAUAAAUUAAACGGCAUUAAUAAAUAAAUAAGUUGUGGGUGGUUUUCUUCGAACUUCAGUUUUUAACAACAAUUGGUGAAGUACCUACGUCGGUCUUUUUGGUCUAGUAGGUUCAAAGGUGUGGUAAAAAAAUGUCUAAUAGAAAUAUCGCUGAACAGGAGUCAAAAAUUCGAGAUUCCUUGUUUGAAUUUGUUAAAAAGCAAAUACCUGACGCUGACUUGAAUCUAAUUGAUGAAAUUGUUUUAUCUUAUGUUGUGGCCAUCUUAGAAGACGUAAGCUCUGAUCCAGUAUUUGAUGUUGAAGCAUUUUGUGAAAUGAUGAGCGCAUAUUUUCCUGAAUUUGAGUCAUUAAAUCAUGCAACUAUUUGUGAAUGGAUGUUCGAUUUAGCUGCAAAAUUGCAAGCUGGUGAGCCGCAAGAAAAAAAAAUUCACGAAGUGGAAUUGUCGCUUCCAGAAGUGGUGCCCGUUCAAAAGCCUAGAUAUCAAAUAAAUUCCGAAAAUUAUGAUAGACCGCGACGUAUGCACCAUCUGUCAGAAAAUAGUGACGGUUCAACUGACGGUUCAGUCUGUGAUUUUUCUGAUGAAAUUGACAAUCUUCAAGAGAUGUUCCCUCACGUCUGUUCAUUAGAGAUCAAACAUUGCAUUGCCAUUGCAUGUGGAGACAUAGAAAGGGCGUCCCAGAUAUUAAUCCAUCGUCAGGAAAGUGGUCAGUCCAUUACAUCCAACGGAUCCGUAACUUUGCAUCUAUCAAAGCCCCAGGCCAUCGACGAUCAAGAGCUCAAAAAUCGCAUCAUCGAAAGGUAUUCGUAUAUUGACAGGGAGUCAGACGUGAAGGAGCACAGACCUGUUGCUCCCAAAGUCGAACCGAAAAAAUUGAUUCGAUACAGGGACAACAAGAUUGUGAGCCUCAAAGGCGAAAGGUACACGGAGGUCAAGAAGGGCGAAGACGUAGACGACGUAUCAUUAAAAAAGAACAAAAAAAGCCACUCUCCGUAACCAACAACAUGCAAUUGCAAUGAUGCUUUCUCGGUAACGUUACACAUUGUUUUCGAUGUCGAAAGUUUAAAGAUAUUUAUUUUAUCUUUGCUUAUGGCAUUAUCCAAAUUCUUUUGGAGGCCUCACGGCCUUCUACUAUUAUAUUUCUGUUUAGUACUCAUUCCAUUCUUGAAUUUAUCCAAGAAACUCGAGUUAUUACCUACCAAAUAUUUCACUGCAAUAUGUUCAUUUAGGUUUAAGCGAAAGUACCUUUAUUACUUAUACGUAUUAUUAUUGAUAUUUAUCAAUGUGAAGACCAUGAUUUUCGUAUGCAUAUUAUUUUUUUGUAUAGUUCCUUUUUUCGUAAGUCUUAUUAAAAAGACGGAGAAGAACGUUUUGUUGCCAUGUUGCAUUGUUGUCGCACAAUCGUAUUAUCUAUGCACUCUAAAUGGCGACAUGGUGAUUUUGCAACAUUCUGUCGUACAUUUCCAUGUUAGUGAUAGUAAUAGUUCUUCCUGUGUCCUCUGUUGUCCCGAAGGAACGGUCGUAUUAUUAUUGAAAAUCCGAGCGAGUUGUGGAAGCCGAAAACGCAGAAGAAAAACGAAAAUCGGUCAUUCGAGUUUUUCUCCCUCUCCUCCCCCUUCUCCUCCUCUCUCAAUUCCUCCGUUCCGUCAAAAGUACGUCGACAGGUCACUUUUGUUGUUAAGGUUGCGUGCGAAUGUUCCGGAAGUCCCUCGUAUUUAUCUCAACGUAUGUCUUAGAUUUAAGGGCGUUUCUGUGUCAUAUUGUAAUAGACUACUCAUUAGUCGUUUUAAAUGUCUGACAGGCUCGUUAGGGUGUAUGUAUACAAGUGUUCGCUUUAAAAACUAGCCAUAAGGAGCAAGUGUUGGGCACAGAUAUUCCUUUCCAUCUAUAAGUGAAAAAUCCUAUAAAUGUUGUCACAUACCUAUUUCACGUGCAGUAACUGCAUUUUAACUUGAUAUUAGUUUAAUUAAUGGCACUUUUGGUUCGAAAGAUGCAGUAUUUUGACGUCAUGAUUACUAAUAACGUUUAACCAACCACACGAACGACGUAGAACUGAAUCGUAACUAGCGAAUAAGUCUAAGUGUACCUAACGGUUAUGUUGGUACUGCGUUGCGUUGUUGUCGAUGGACUGCCAUAUUGCGUUAAUGUUAACGUUUAUUGUUUCAAUUCGUUUUUAUAUCUAGUUUUCUAUGUCCAAGUUGCAAUGGGAUUAUGGUACAAUACUGUCAAUUUCAGUUGUUUAAUUAAACAAUUAGUUAUAAGAAUAAACGAGAAGGUUAGGUCUUUAUCGUACAUCAAACAUUCAGUUUGACAACGCUGACAAUUAUCUGUCAUGCAAAGUCGAUUGCUUAUUGGUUAGGUAUGCAUGCAUACACAUGGAUGCAGUAAUGGAGAUAGUUUGCUUUGUACUCAAACCCUUCAUCGCUAUUUUGUUAUUAAUUUGUUCACUAGGGUUUCUAUGUCUUUUUAUUCCUUUGUUCCAUUAGUUACAACCUGUACAGCUCCUAAUUAGUACAUGCGUUACAUUUUGUUUCAAUCAGCAACUUUAAAUGUAUUAUGGUGGCCAACGUCGGCCAUGUAGAUUUUUUCGUGAUGUCAUACGUUCGAUGUCAAAUACAGUAAAAAUUCAUUCUUUAAAUACCUUCUUUUUGGUAUUCUUGUGGUUAUUUAAUCCUCUUAAUGAAUUUUUAUUCCAAACUGUUUUGAGAUAUAAAAUGUAGUUUCUAUGUCAUUUGCGAUAUAAUUUGGUACAUCCAAUCAUUUAACUGCGGCGCCAUUUUUACUUCACCUAAGGCAACUAUUAAUCAAUUUUGUUGUCUGUUACUUCAAAACGACUGCUUCAUUUUGUAUUAAAAGAAAAUGGAUCCCAUAAAUGUAGAAUAUGCAAUGAAUUUCAGUUCAACUUCAACAUAUUGUAUUUAUUACUAAAUUUGAUUAUUAUGCGAUUCUUUGCAAAAAGCUUCAAGUUCAACACAAUUUGACUACCAGUUAAAACAAAAAAGAGAUUGAAGCAAUUUAUAGGUGAAAACGAAUAAGAACUGUAGCACAACAACUUGCUCCAUAGAUGUGACACUAGAUUUACACGUAUAUUAUUAUAUUCAUACGUUCACAUACUUAUUCUAUAAGAGAAAUACUAGUCAGUUUUCGAAAAAAAAAAGUAAAAACUGUUACGUGAUGUGUUAAUUACAAUUAAUUAAUUAACUAUAAGUACCUUUAACUUUUGUUCUCGUUGACAGUUCGAAACGUUUUAUCACUGUGAUUCUUUAUAAUGUACUGUAUUAAAAUUAUGUAUGAUGUAAGGAUAGGGUUAGUUUAGGUUGAAAAGUGAGCGCUGUUGCCGGACAGUACAAAAUUUUGCAGUGUAUGCCGUAUUUUCUUUAAAAUGUAUAUUUUCGUCUUAGGAAGAGUCGAUUUUGCACUACAAUGACAGUAUGAAUUUCGUUUGUAUAUUAUGAGUGUAUAUAAAAGAGGUAAACUGUUUUUUUUUUUUAAUAUUUAUUGUAAUUUACAGAGACGUCGCCAAGGGCAGGGGCAUGGGAACAAUUGUUAAUCAAACGUCAUAGUGUUUAAAUUGGCACCCCAAAUUUUUUGUCUCAUAGAUUAAAUGUCAAUUCUUUUUUGUUUUUGGUGGAUCUUUGCCUUUCUAAUACGAAUUGUAAUAAAUCCGUUGAUUCAAAUAAGUUUUUGACAACUAUAACAGUUAAUUUUCUCAUGAUUAAAGCAUAUAAAGUACCCCCAAAUCUGUCUCCAAAUCUUCAUCGUGUUUUAUAAACAUUUAUCAUCUAGUCUUCUUAUAAGAAAUUGUUAUCUAUGUUAUGUAAAUUAAUCUGUUUUUGGAUAACUAAUUAAUUUCGGUCACGACUAUUUGAAAUGGGAUUCGUUCUUGUGGACCCCCAUAGAUAUUUCAUCCACACCUCUAAUUUUUGUAUUCACUGACAUGAAUCCCUGGAAUUUGUAGUCAACCCUUUACUGUUGCGGAAAAAGUCAUAAAGUUACAAGAAACCCAGGAAGUUAAUGCUUUAAUUU
Messenger RNA from Agrilus planipennis (emerald ash borer), 4287 nucleotides. RefSeq names its product CUE domain-containing protein 2. NCBI's taxonomy places the organism in Eukaryota, Metazoa, Arthropoda, Insecta, Coleoptera, Buprestidae. The record is from RefSeq and is a predicted model, not a curated record. The transcript is spliced from 4 exons. Gene Ontology annotation, molecular function: ubiquitin binding. The coding region runs from base 394 to 1257 and encodes 287 amino acids.